AUGAAUCGCGGCGCAUACUUCAAGGCAAAAUAUGGCAACAAAGGCUUUCGGGGCGGUGGCCGUGGCCAGAAACGAUCUUGGGAUCAGCAACAGCAACAAGAAGGCUUCCACCACAACAAAGGCAACAUUGAGGCAUUUCUCAGGUCGAUCGACGGACAAGGCUAUGGGCGUUAUCAAUCACUUGAAAACCAGGCGUUUACUCAUCCAUUAUACACGCUACGAUUCGACAAAGUGCAAAAGGAUCCAUUCGCGCCACCGAGUCGUAUGCGUAUCUUUGCUAAUCGAAGCAUUGCUGGCUUUCCUGCAGAUUUGUACGCCGAUAAAGAGACAUCCACAGCCACGAGCAAUUACGUGCUUCGGCGAAUGAGUGAGGAAUUGGAUAAAGUGCGCCGUUAUACAAAUGGUGGUGGAUUCCGUGAUAUGAAAGGUGGCGCGCUUGAUAUAUCAAAGCCUGGACAAGAGAUCUUGGAACAAAAUAGUAUCCUCAUCCAUGAAGGCAAUAUUGAGGCACGUCUUACAUUCGGUCUUCCUGGUCAUGGUCGAACCAUUGCAAGUGAGCGCGCUAUUGAGAUGCUGGUGCACAAACUUCCAGGCAUUGUCGAGAGAUCUUUACUGUAUCAAGCAUUGGAUCCUGACGACCUUCAAAACUUUGUCACAUGCUAUCGAGAUCAAGAAUCCUUGAGGAAGCAAUUGAAGGCGCAUGAUCUAGUGGCCUUCAUCCCUGAUGGUGCUAUCCUUCCUAGACAAUCGGGUGUUACGGAUUUGCCUAUGGAUGCCUCAAAAGCAGCUGCUUUCAGAUCACCAGAUUCACUCCGAACAUCAAUUACUUGUCAAUCGGGAAAGAAGAUCUCUGGAAUGGGUAUCAAACGUGGUGUGACAAUGAUCACGGGCGGUGGCUAUCACGGCAAGUCGACUUUGCUUUCUGCAAUUGAGCGAGGAAUCUACAAUCAUAUACCAGGUGAUGGCCGAGAAUAUCUUGUUUGUGAUCCAAGCUUGACACGCAUCCGAGCUGAAGAUGGCCGCAGUGUUGAAGGAACCGAUAUCUCACCUUUCAUCAACAAUUUACCAUUUGGCAUCAAUACGAAGAAAUUUUCAACAGCCAACGCAAGUGGUAGCACAUCGAUGGCUGCCAAUGUACAAGAGAUGGUCGAGGUUGGUGCGCGAGCCAUGAUUUAUGACGAAGACACUUGUGCCACCAAUUUCAUGAUCCGUGACGAACGCAUGCAGAAGAUUGUACCAAAACGCAAUGAGCCGAUCACACCUCUUAUCUACAAGAUCCGCAAGCUUCAUGAAGAAAAGGAUAUUUCGACCAUCCUCGUUGUUGGCAGCUGUGGUGAUUAUGUGGAUGUCUCUGACAACAUUAUUGAAAUGCGCAAUUACGAGCCAAUUGAUAUCACCGAUCAUGCAAAAAAGAUUGCUGCUCAAUAUCCAAGAAAGCUUGUCAAUGAAGGGGGAGAUUCAUAUGGCAGCGUCAGCCAACGAAGACUGAUGAUCCCUGCUUAUACCAUCGAAAAGAGGUCUAUCAAGACAAUGCACCUUGUCCAUUUCGGCAAUCAAUAUGAGCUAUCGCUCUCUUCAUUGGAAAAUUUGACUCAAAAGCAUCAAACCCAGUGGAUUGCAGCAGCCAUUGCUUAUUUGAAGGCUAGUCAGCAAACGAAGGAAGAUAUCAAGACGUUGAAUCAGAUGCUUGACGUAUUGGAAAAGUCAUUGGAUGGUCUUGUGGUAUCAGGAACCAAACCAAACACUCUCAGAUCCCCCUUGGACGUUGUGUUGCAACCUCAUGAAACAGUGCAUGGUGGUUUUGCAAGACCUACACGCUAUCAACUAGCCCAAGCCAUUAAUCGUCUUAGAGAUGUAAAAGUGAUGGAAUAA
Lichtheimia ornata is the source of this 1872-nucleotide messenger RNA. RefSeq lists its product as uncharacterized. The record is from RefSeq and is a predicted model, not a curated record. NCBI's taxonomy places the organism in Eukaryota, Fungi, Mucoromycota, Mucoromycetes, Mucorales, Lichtheimiaceae. The transcript is spliced from 14 exons. Bases 1 to 1872 code for a protein of 623 amino acids.